Molecule: messenger RNA, 1494 nt
Organism: Saccharomycopsis crataegensis
Lineage: Eukaryota; Fungi; Ascomycota; Saccharomycetes; Ascoideales; Saccharomycopsidaceae
Exons: 1
Coding region: 1-1494 (497 amino acids)
Molecular function (GO): protein binding
Source: RefSeq, a predicted model, not a curated record
AUGGUGGCAAAAACCCCAAUUGAGGUGUUGAUCGCCGACUUCUUGAAGUCAAAAGGGUAUACCAAAACUUUGACCACUUUCCAAAACGAAGCAGGAAUAACUUUGCCAUCGACCGAUGGUUACUUUGAAUCACUCCAAGAAAUUGUCGAUGAUCGUCAGAAAUACCUUGAACAUAGUACCCAAGUCUCCCAAGGGUUGAAAAACUUGGCCAUUGACGACCACGAGCUACUAUCGCUAAUCAAACCAUGGCAAUACACUAACGUGGCUCACCACGCCCCUUUACUGUUUUCUGGCGCGUCACUAGGGUUAGACUUGACGAUCAUUGAUGAUUUGAAGAUUGGUGGUGAUAGUGCUCCUUCCAAACAGUGUCUCUUGGUCUCGGGAAAUGAUAAAAUCCUUAGGAUCGUUGAUAUUACCGACUACUCGACCUUAGCUAUAAGUGAUCCCAUAGACUCUGGCUCGAUUUUCAAAUCGUUUGUGGCGAUUCCAGGAACCAGCUACGUUAUGUCGGGAGCCAUGGACGGGUUGGUGUAUUUCUUCAAAGUUUCAGAUGAUGAUCAUAAAUCUCCCAAGAAAUUGCAACUCAUCAAGAAACAUAAAAUUCACAGAAGGGUGAUUUUAAAAAUCAAUUACCUACCAAUUGAUGACCAUUCGGGGUAUUUGGCAUCGAUUGGGUUCGAUCUGUCAUUGAACGUUAUCAAGUUAUCAAUUGACCAUGGGAGUAUUGAGAUUAAAGAUAUCAGCAGAAUAUAUACUCUUAGUAAUCCUACUGAUCUCUAUUGUUUCAAUUACAAAGCAUCAUUUACCAAGCUGCCAAUACCACUUUUUUUGAUCUCCCGAACCGACUCCACCUUGCUAUCAUUCUUCACCCUUGAUUCUCAUGGUUUGAAAAUCGUUGAGGUAUCCAGAGUAUCAUUGAACGACGCUGAAUUCUCAAGCUAUCAGUUUACCCCGGUAAAUUUAAGUGUUUAUAAUCCAUCGCUGGAUGCCCAUACUAUUGAUCAACAAAGUAUUGAUGAAGACGUCACAAAAACUCCGUUAAUUUCUAUUGCCACUUCGCACCAACCAUACUUGAGAAUCAUCACUACUAAGUUCCCGAACUUACAAGUUGAGCUUGAAUCCAUAAGGAACAAUUCUGAUGGUGAUGAUGGUGAUGAUGCUGUUGUUGUUUCCGACAAUUGCAAUCAAGAACUAGUAGGGAAAACUCUUAGGGGAAUGAUUAUUUCCAAUGUGGUUACCACCGUGGCGCAAGACAAAUAUUCAAAACAUGUAAUUCAUUGGAAAACCAACGGGUCAGGAGUGUGGAUUGCUGGCGAUGAUGGAAUCAUUCGAGGGGUCAAUUUUUCCAAAAAUGAUUACACCGAAGUCGCUCAAUUGAAAAGUCAUGAUGGUGAAUUUGGGGCGAGAAUCAUCUGUUUAGCAGGGACCACAAAAGGAGGUAAAGAAAUAUUAUUUAGUAGUAGUAGUGAUAAACAAAUUUUUGUUUGGCAAUAG